This is a messenger RNA of Cinara cedri, 12961 nucleotides long. The record is from the annotation of a GenBank genome assembly. Lineage: Eukaryota; Metazoa; Arthropoda; Insecta; Hemiptera; Aphididae.
AUGAUGGUCAAACUACAGACCGCGUUACCGCGUCUGUUGGCCGCUACCGCUGGAUUUUGCGGACUUUACGGCUCUUUUACAAGCGCCGUUGUGGCCAAACCGACAAACGGUUCGUCGCAAGUCGCUCUGCAAAAGGACGCCGUUUACGACCGCCAUACUCCGGAUGCUUUAUCGUCGCGGGACCGUCUCGAGACCAGUCAAUCUCGAGUCAAUCAGGUGCAGGGCAGCUACACCAGUGCAGGAUCGGGCAAUCAGGUUUCGGGUAAAGGCGAGUAUAAUUGUCGUCGCGUUGUAUUAAACCGCGGCAUUUAAUAUUUCACAAAUUUGUCUUUGUAAAUAAAUCGUAUUGUUAAUGUUCUCGUCUACAGCGCGUAAAAGUCAAAGUAAAGAGAAUUUUAGGGUACACACGAUUUAAACGAUACACGAUUCGUGCCUUUUGUGGUGUUUUACCAAGAUGUCCGUGAAAAAAAUGAAACGUAAGAAAUAAAAAAUCAUAAUGGAAAAAAAUAAAAUAUAUUCUAUUAUACAAUAUUUAUUUAAUAUUUAUUUAUUAACUUUAAUUAAUGAAACGAGUUUUAAAAAAAGUUUUCAAUAGUUCUCUCUUCAUUGCAGUCGGAAUGCGAGCAUUUUUUUAUUUUUUUCCUCGGACGUUUGUACCCGGGGAUUAAUAACUCGCAUUGGUAAUAAAUACUUUCAGGGACCGGCACGAGGAAGCGUUUACGAGCGAUUCGACGAUCUCACAGGUACCAGGAUUUCCCUGUAAUCCUGAAAUGGGGGGGGGGAGGGCGGAGAGGGAGAAAUAGUUAUAGGCGGGACGAAUAAUAUAUUAUCGAACGAACAACAUCGGGUUCCAUCAGCGCCGGGUCCGACCGCCGGUGGCCGCGCCCAGAAGUCUGUGCGUCGGGAGCGAAUAUUCGUCUCGAAGGGAACGACCGUAUCAUAGGAAAUAUUGUGGACACGAAGGCGGACGUGUCUGGCCGGCGGUGCAGACAUGAUAUUAUUAUGAUUUUGCACACCGGCGGAUAGUGUUCGGGAUGGGAUAUUUAUAAAUAGCUAUUAUGAAUAACCGGUUCCGUGGCCGUGGCCGAUCGCGAAUGUCGUGUCUAGCCGGUAAUAAUUAUAAUAAUACAUGGGAAGUAAAAAAAAAAAAAAAAAAAAAAACACCUUAAACGGUUUUAUAAACUACAACUAAUGUAACAGCCGUACGCCUCUAUUAUGAUUAUUAUGUACACGAUAAUAUUAUGCGUAAUAUAGUAACUAACGCGCAGUACAUAAAAAAAAAUUACCCGAUAGAGUGGUACGCGCGGUUAAUAUAACAUGUCGUAUACACGGAUUGUUAUUAUUUUGGGCGGUUUUUGCGAGAGAUAUAAGUAAAAAAAAAAAAAUAAUAAUAAUAAUAAAAAACUGCCGCGUUACCGCCAACCGCGAGUUUAUUAAUUAUUUUAAUUUCGCCGGUAAUUGCUGUAAUUUCGCGGCCGUACGCGUGACGACCGAGCGCGUGUACCCAUGUUUUAUUUUUUAUUUUUUUUUUUUCUUAACAACACUAUGCGUCUACAGAUGGGAUUAGAAAAUUGGUCGUGAGCACGUUUAACCGGUUUAAUAAUCGGCAUAAAUUCAGCGACGACCCGAAUCAAAUAUCCUAUAUAUAUAUGUAAUAUAUACGUAUACAUUAUAAUAUAUUAUUAGGCGUGCGUGCGUUUCGUAUACUUAUACACAUAAUAUUUUACGUACCGAACACGUUAAACCGUCGUGCACACAAACAAAAUAUUAAAUUACCGCUAGCAUAUGUAUAUAUAUUAUAUAUAUAUAUAUACGUAUACAGGGCGAUUCUUUUAUCGCCAACCGGCGAUUUUCUCGGAGGAUUUCGAGUGAAAUUUGAUUUCUGUCGAUUUUUUGUUUGUUUUUUUUACUAACCAUUAUGGAACCGUUUAAGCUUUGUUUGAACGCUGUUUUAAAUUUGUCACCCUUAUUCGUUACUACCUGAAACGAGUAGUGAAGAUUUAUCGUUUAAAAAUAGAUAAUAUGAUGCAAUUCAUUACCAUCGCACGCUCCUCCAGUCUAAACGCGGCUUAUAACGCGGCAUAGACGGUAAAUCUGCAGAUAUCAGCUGCAGUGUUUGUGCAUAUACCCGCGUAACUAGACAACAUAUAUUCUCUUGGAAAUCUUUAGCGGAUACUCAUUUCGGGUGCAUAAAGAGUGCGGGUAACGGAAUAAAAACCGUGUUAAAAUAAAGGUUCCGUAACGGUUGAAAAGAGAAAAAAAAUCAAACUCGCUUGAAACACCCCGAGAAAAUCGCAGGUUUACGGCAAAAUAAUCGCCCUGUACAUGUAUGUAUAUAAAUAUAGUUACAAUCGAAUCGGUACAUAGACCGUCUGGGUAUAAGACGCGCGGCUGUAUACUAUAAUGUAAUAUUAUUGUUAAGGAAGGAAAAAAAAAACCGAGCAGACAUUUUACCUCGGGGUGGGUGCAGUGUGUGUCCGCCGCACGCGUAUUGUGCACACUACCGUAAUAUUAUAAGAUUAUGAGAGGCACGGUCGGAUAUUUUACAAGCUACGACGAGACGUCUGAUAAGGACAAAAUUAUAAUAUUCGAUUGUUUUUUUUUUUUUUUUUUAAUUAUCACAAGCGCGAAAUCUCGAACGUCCGCCCGACUUCAUUAAUCUCGUUUCGCUCCCCGUAUAAAAUUAUUAUUAUUACUAUUUAUUAUAUUUAUUGUAUUUAUUAUAUGAUACAUUAUAGACUACAAUGAACGUGCGGGGUUUUUUUUUUUUUUUUUCUAUAACACAUACCGUUGAGAACACUCAACCGAUUUUGCGGAAAGUCGUUUUCCGAAAGCUCGUCAGAAUCGAAAACGGAACGUAUAACCUUCCCCCUCCCAUCCCCUGUCGCACGCGUGUCGCGCGGAUAAACUAACUAUCGGAGAUUUUCAACACGAUUUCAGAUUACGACGGUUACCCAGCAGUACAAAACACUUACGGCCCGCCCAGAGAUUACUAUUACGAGGAACGGCCCGAGUACUUCCGACCGCACCAGGUCUCCGGCCAUUAUUACCCGCAGGCCGGCGGUGCGCCUCCCGGCGAGAUUUAUUAUCACCGGCAACAACAAUACGAACAACACUCGCAAAACUACGGCGGCGGCGGCGGCGGCGGCGGCGACGAAGUACACAAGCCCGGCGAAUUGAACAUCAAACCGUUGCUGUGGCCGCUGGCCGGGGUCGCGUUGCUCGGCGUGCUGUCGGCCCUCGUCAAAACGCCUACGCUGUUGCAUUUGGGCACCCUGGGUCCGUUCCGCCGUCGCCGGAGGGACGCGGCUGACGGCCGAGGAGUUACCGCGGAGGCGAUCGAAUCGCUUCUGGACAAGGUAUAUGACUUAUUUUCCGCGAAAUAACACUUAACUGUUAUCAGUUUAUCAUAAUAAAUACUUCCCGUUGAGCGUUUUCCGGUGCGGCGAGCGUGGCCGCUGAACAGUAAUUGUAAAUCGGGGCUAUUCAAGACAUCGGCGAAAACGGUGGCGUCUUUGGCGGGUAUAUGGCGUCCCGUGAACGUUCUUUUAGCACAUUCAAAAUAUAUAGAUGCAGAUGAUUUCACAGAAUUUUCAGAAUAAUAUCAUUAUAGUCCUAUUUUCGUAAUAGAUUUUACGGAAAAGGUUUUUCUCGUUUUAUCACGACAGUUUAGCGAUAACUACAUAGAUAGAUAAGAAACUGAAGUUUAAUAUCUUUAUAGAUUAGCACCGAUAUCGUUAUUGCCCAUUUUAUUUUUGUUUUUUUUUUUAUCAAAUUUAAUUCGAUAUGUACCGGAAGACAUAAACACAACAUUAAUAAUACAAUAGAAUUGGUGCUAUAUACAUUAUGGAAUAGUGAAUUUUAUUUUUAAAAAUUAUUAUUUAAAAAAAAUAUAUAAUAUUCUAUACCUAUGUACACGGUUGAGUGUAGUUUGUGCAAUUUUAAAACUCUCUACUGAAAUACAUACUGAAACCGGUCUUUGAAUAUUGUAGGUACCUAUAUUAUCAAUAGUCAAUAUUAAUAAUAAUAUGUUAUUAUAAUUGAAUGAUAAACUUGCACAUAGAAAUGUAUUCGUUUUGUCGUUAUUGUGGUAUACGUGAUCAAAGCGAACCGGCUUUAUUCAAUAUUCGUAUUGUACCCCGUGAAAAAAUGUUAAAUGACGCCCCCGAGUGAAAAUCCGGUUCACCGAACCGGGUCGUUAAAAAAUCCCACCGGACCUCUGCGCGCGCCGGUUCAACAGCGCAGUUCGCAUAACAUAUGUCUCGUGUGAACCGUUUAAAAUCGAAAUUAUACGAACUCACAUUCAAAUAAAAUAAAUGAGUGCAAUUUUUUCCAAUAAUAAACGUACUAUUCGUGCGAAAUAUAAAUAACGUACCCUUUUCAAUACAACGAUUUUUGCAAUCCCGAGUAUUUUGCGAAGUGUUUGGGUACACGUGUGAAUUAGGUAAAUGGAUUUUGCGCAUCAUCGGAUAACGAUGGAGUUGCUGGACCAACCGUGUAAACACAAUCAAUUACAUGCUAAAUAUUGGCUGAGAAAAAAUUUGAAAAAAAAUAGUUUUGAGGUGUGGGAAGUCGGAGACACAUGUCUACAGCCCCCCUCCUAGUUUUUGAUACCACGCCUAAUUGCAUGCAAAUAAUUACAAUUUAUUACACAUUACACAUAUACAAUUUACUAAUUAUAAUUUGUAUAGUAGGAUAAACUGGAUUUCCUUUUCACUUUGUAUAUUUAUAAAUUAUUAUCUGUUCAUUAUUUUCAUUUGUGGUUCCGUAUAGUAAGCAGGGUCUUUUUUAAUUAAAAAUUAAAAAUACCCAAUAUCUAAGUAGUUAAGGAAAAAAUUAAAAAUUCGGAAACUUCCUCAUUAUAACUAUGUGUUUUAAAUCAUAAGCCAGGGGUCAAAAAGUUUUAAAUUUGCUCCGCCCGGGGCAAGUGCCCUUAAGACCCUCCGUCAAAUACGGUUCUGAUAGCAAGUAUUCACAAUUGAAAAUUGAAAAAACAAUGUUACGUUUAGGUAUAUUUCGAAUUUUCAUAAAAAAUUAAUAUAGUGGGUAGUUAGAGGGCCUGGUUAUUUAUCUGCCCCGGAGCCGUUUCCCAUACAGCUACGGCGCUGAUUGAACGCGUAUUAAAAAGCGUUUCCCGUCCGAAAUCUAAAAUUUCAAGAGUUCGGUUCUUUUGCGUGGACGUGUUUUUAACGGAAAUAACACGGACAGCAUUCGUCCCAAAGUACCUAUUAUUUACGGCUGAACGAACGAAAGGAAUUAAUAACGCAUACGUUGUACCAUUAUAUACUAACCGCGACCGGGAUAUUAGCUUUACGUACGUCAACCGGAGCCCGAACGGAAUAUUACGUUAUUAUUAUUUUUUUUUAUUUUUUUUUUUUUAUAGUCGCCAGUCACGCGCUAGACGGCAAUUAUAAUUUCAGCGGCGUCUUUAUUAUUAUUAUUAUUAUUAUUAUGUUUAAUGCGAACUCGUAAUAUUAUGCUGUGGCGAAUCGAACGAGAAUGCGAUUUGUUUGUACUUAAACGCCGUCGUACACACACGCAUUAUAAUAUUAUAUCGUAUUUGUCUUUAGGGCUGUCUGAAAACGGGAAACGUUAUACCGAAACUCCACGUUUCACAUGGACAUCCGUUUGUCGAACCGUUAUUAACGUUUUAUUUUCACUACGCGUACGCCACUAAUAAAAUAUAGGUACGGAUUACAAUUGAGAAAAAAUGGGCAACGUGUCGUAAACGAGCGUAUCCACGUCGUCGUUUACCUGCCUAUAACUUUUUAUAGCAUUGUUUAACCGUUCAGUUAUUGCAAAUCAAUUACACCAAUAACGUUACACGCGCUGUUCAAAAGUUUAGGUACACUACAAUUCCAGAGUUACUUUAAAAACGUAAUUUUUUUUUCCCGGUUUAACCGACCAGCAGCGCGGGAUCUGUUUUUGCAAUACUUCCCUAGUGCCGCUGUCGGUAAUCGUUUCACUUAAAAUACGCUCUACGAAUUUCACGCUUUGCCAUUUGCGGAGAGAUUUGAGGGUUCGCACAAAUGCAAUAUACCAAUCAAACAAUGUGCAAUCCUGAGAAGACGGGCGAACUGACGUCCCGCAGCGUCCACUAACCCGUCAAGUCCAUAGCUUAACCUAACCAGUGGCGCCCAAAACCUAUACGCAAGGAGUAAAGACCGCUAUGGAUUUAACGAUUUUAUUUAGUGGGUGCGUAUCUAAGAGUCGUGACAAAGUAAAUUAUUAUAAGUAGGUUAGGUUUGGUACAGAAUAUUAUAGAAAUAUAUUGCGUACAUACAUAAUUAUUAUGGGUACUGACUGUUAUUAGUAUUUUAUUAUAACAAGAUAAUUAUAAGAUUAAUAUCGCGGUAUGAUAAACUUUAUCACGAUUUAUACACAGUCAAUAAUUUAUACAGCCGAUAUUGGUCCUAACUAUCACUUCAAAACUAAUUUUUUCUGUUGCUUUAAUAAACGUUAAAUAUUAUGCAAACUCUAAAUAAUAUUUAUCAACUGUUACGAUUCUGUUCUGGUGUGGGUGGGUAGAUGGGUGUUAAUUAUACAUCGUGUUAUACGUAUUAUUAAACACGCGGGCGCCACUAAACCGAACUUACGCUACCGCGGGCGUCGAGGUUUUCGUGACCCGGUUCACGUACAAUAGGUAUGCGUACGCAAAAUCCAAAAUCCAGAAAAAAUGAAUGGGUGUAAUAAUAAAUCACUCUGUAUACAGUCUACGCGCGCAUCGUAUACAUUGUGUAUAAAUAGAAUCGACUAGACUACCUAUACCAUAAAUAUUUAAAGAGGACACGUCUACGCUGCGCCCUUGUCGGCGUCUAUCUAAAUUUCGUAUUUAAAUUUUACUGGUACUUGUCGUGAAUCAUCGCGCAUAAUGUUUCCGGGGUUAUUCGUACUCGCCAGACGUGUUAUAAAAUAUUAAAUACAUAAUAUAUACGAAUAUUUGUAUAAUAUGGUUUACCUCCAAAAUAGCGAAAAUAAAAAAAUCGAACUCAAAAUAUUGAAUACAAAACAACGAAAAUCGUUUAGUUGAAAAAAUAAAUAGCCAAUAAAAAAUUACAGAAAAUAUAUAAAAAUUGACAUUGAAAUUUAUGAUAAAAAUUAUUGUUUUUGUUGUACGUAUUUACUAAUUUUUGAAUCUGUUUAGCCGAAUCCCUGUACUUCUUUUUUAUCCUCAUUUUAUUCAUUCCAGAUUGAUAUUACUCAUAUUUUAUUUCUUCCGAAUUCUGUUAUUUUGAAGGCAUUCAAUCAAUUUCCGUUAAAUGUAUUCCCGUUUGUAAUCUCGAAUUGGAUCCUAAAAUAUUUCACUAAAAAACAAAUUCUUAAAAUAUUUCCCAUAGUACCUAUGUUAUAUAUUUUAUACCUUCCGCCCGUGUAAAAUGUUUAGUAGACGAGAGUUGAAAAAAAAAAUCAUGAAAUGUGUGAAAAAGAAAAGCUGAACCAGCUAAUUUCUCGGAGGGUAUUAAGUGUAUUUUAUUUCUUUUAGAUUCUGAGUGGAGCGAAAAAGCUUAUGGUUUUACAAAAAUUUUAUUUUUUUUUUCUGUGUAUAAAUUUUCUACCUGAGGAUUUGCUCCGAUUUUUAUGUGUAGCACCUUUUCUAAAAGGAAAUCGGUAUGAGAAGGUACUUUAAGGUAGUCAUUUUUCAAUUUUCUCAAGAGUUUUUUCAUCAAAUGCGGAAAACCGGAAAAAAUGGAGGAAAAACGGGAAAAUGUACGAAAUAUAUUUAUUUAAUAUACGAUUUUUUUUCCAUAGACAAUUUUUACAUACAAUGGUAUGUUCUAGAACUUCUUCCACAUCUGCCUCCUCCUCCUAGGAGUCCACGAUGGCGAAGGAGGAGAUUCUAGAACAUACCUUUAUUUACUACUUAUCACUGUCAACUAAACUCAUCUAAGAAUUGUUUUUUCGUAAGUUGUGGUUUAUCGUUGCUUAUAGGUAUACAUUAAAUUACCUAUAACAAUGGUUGCACCCGUCCCCAUUAUCCUAGAACAUUUUUUUGUUUUUAAUUAUAGUGGAAUCGUUUAAUUUUUAUUUUAACAGUUUUUUCAACUCCUGAUCCGUGCAGCUUAAUUGAGUGUAUACUUUUGAUUUUUAAAUUGGAACCUCUCUCCAUCCCUUUUUUGAAUACAGAUUUGAAAAGAAACAUUUUUCUCCGGGUUUUGACGUGUAUAACAUUAUUAUCAGAUUUACCGUUUAUGAAUUUAUCAUUUAAAAGUCUAUAUGAAAUUUUUUAUCUGUAAUAGUAUUAUUAAAAUAACGUUUAAACGAUUUUAAAAUGAUUAAAAUAUUAAAAUAGAAAUCAAAAUCACUUACGAAAUCUUCCGAGAAAACUGCUGUCUUAUGAUAAAUUUAUCGCCCUGUAGAGUAUAUUUGCUAUUCUAUAAUGAUUCCAGAUACCAACAUAUUAUAAUAAAUAAAAUACACUUUGUAGUUCUUUUUUGUAUAAAUUAGCUUUUGGCGUAGGUCCAGUGUGCGUUUUACACGCACGGGCGGUGUCAUCUGUAUAACGCCAUAUAAAUAUAUAAUUUAUUCACGAGGCGAAAACCUCAAUAUGCGAACGAACUAUAUUAUAGUUUGCGUAGGUAACGUUAUUAUAUGUAUAUUGUAUAGUCUGUGUAAUUUACCAUAGAACGAAAUUGACAAAACGAUAAAUUUUAUUCCAGACGUUAAAAAAAAGAAAAAAAAACAAUUGUAAUAACCGUAUACAGUAGCGUACGUGGGUGGAAGUUAUGGGCUAUAAUAUCUCCUCCCUCUACCUCCGAAUGGCUAAAAAAUACAAUAACUACGAGUGUUUCUUUAAUGAUUUUAUCUUUUAAUUAUACAUUUUAACCAAAUUAAAGAAGGGGGAAAAAACUUGAUUUAUCGAACGAAAAUUUCCCGUUUUGGAUCCGGCUUUUAAAUUCUCUGUGCCGGGUCAGAUAUAAAUGGUAUACGUCUAUACCUAACGGAAGACGAUUUUACAAUUUAUUCAUUUACAAUGUUUAUUACUUACUACAUCCCCUACCAUUGAAAAUUCCCGGGCACGUCAAUGACCAUAUAUUUGUCGGUUAUGUUUACAUAUUACAACAUCUUCGGAGAUAUACUUUGUACGCUAAAAGUAUAUUGAUAGAUUAUUGAUAACUAGUGAAAAACGCGUAUCAAGUUUUGUUACCUAAUUUCAUGAAAAAAAAAAAAAACAACUAAAUCUGAUAUCUGAUAUGGUGCCUUCUGCAAGAUUACCAGACCUACUAAUAAACUUAUCUGCCGAAUUUUUUUUUUCACGUAGUUUAACAACCGGGUAAGGAUUAAUCAUUCGCCAUCGUGUUUGGUGUGCGACGUAGUUUCCAGCAUUUACGACCAGAAGUCUGCUUGCUUCGAAAGGUCUGUCUGCGAAGUAAUGUCCGGGAACGGAUCGAGCAGCGACAACAGGGACAAACAAAUGUUGACCGCGUAAGUUGCAAAUAGUAUAUAUUGUCGUAAGAUCUCCUAGAGUUAUGUAUUUGUCAGAUUGAUACACACAAUUUUAUGAUUUUUGUUAUUAUUGAAAAUUACACGUGAAAAGUGUGGCGGAAAAAAUAAAUGUAAAUGUAUGGAUUUUCAAUGGACCACAUAUUAUUUUCUUGGAACGAAAUUCUGCUCACGUCGGUUAUCAUCGACAUUUUGUAAUCUAUUUCUAUAUAAUAUAUAUAAAGCCGAAGAGUUUGAAGAUGUUUAAAGCGCUAAUUUCAGGUACUACCAGUCCGAUUUGAAUAAUGCACACAAAUUAACCUUAUUACGGCGUAGGCAACCGUUAAGUAAGAAAGAGCUUUUUUUAAAUUCAACAACCCCUAAAGGAUGAAAAGAAAAUGAAAGACAAUUCGUUUUUAAAAACGUACGGGAAACAACGGUUAGGACCGACGGACAAGGCAUGGUAGUUUCUAUCUUUUUAUUUUUCGAUUUUACUUUAAUUAAUCACGUAUAAUAUUAUGUAUUUAUUGGUUUUUUUUUUUUAAUACAAAAAUAACGAUUACUUAUAAUAAUAAUAAUUAUAACUAGGUCGGUUUAGAUUUCUCCUAUCAGUCACUAGUCGUAUACCUCAUUCCUUAAUAGGAUUCUCGGUAAGCCGCCGUAAUAAUUGGAUUGGCACAUUAUGGUUGAGACAGGUCAUACGUAUGCCUUCAAAUAAGUUAAAUGCUGAGAUUUAUUCGAGACCGUCUGAAAAAAAUGUAUUCGAGUGCAUAAUACAUGUUCUAUCCGUAUUAAAACUUAGUUUAUUUUAAGUUAUUUUUAAUUAUCAUCAAACGAUUUAGUUUUCCCUUUUGGGAAAUAUUUUUAUGGCGAAUUCCGAAAUGUACUUACCUGUGGUUUUCUACUACAGAGAAAAUCUAGAAGAAAAAGUUCCUGGUUUUGACCUCCCGCGGGCGAGCACAAUGGGUAACGUUAAAUAUAACAAAAACAGAACAAGGCAGUUAUGGCAGCACGCUAUUAAAAUGGGACAUGGUUAAGACGCCGAUCUCUGAGUGUGGGUUAGAUCAAACCAUUCAGCAUCUAGCGUUAAGUUGCAUCAUGACACAAAUUUGAGGAUAACGUCAUAUAACAUAACUUAGGACACAAUUUAAAAUUAGAUGUACAACGUUGGCAUCACUAUGAUACACACAAUUUAUCUGUCGUUAAUUUCUUUGUUAAAUAUUUAUUAUCGUGAUAGGCCGUGUUAUUCCUGUGUUUGGAUUUAAUUAACAUCAUUAUUAUGAAUUUAAUUUGGUUUUUUUUUUUUUUUUGGGCGUGUAAUCUUAUCCAUUACACAUGUCAUAUGCAUAAAUGUAGAAAUAUACUAAAAGCUGAGUUAGAUUGGCCUAAUCGAAAGUGCAAUGGCCUCGAGUGCGGUAGUUCGUCACUACGUUACUGUACUUCACGAUGUAAUUAUAUAGUGCGCCGCCUGCGGGUGAUCGACAGUUACGUAAUAACCGUUUGGCUUUUACCACCAGAGCGCGUAGCCGUUAGCAAAUUUUUCGCGUAUUGUGGCGUUAUUUGCUGGGCAUUUCCACUCUCCAGGCAUGUCAGAUUAUUGGGCCGAAUCAAUUCCGUCUCGUUGCGCGGCAGGGUUCCAACUGUUCCAAGUACACAGUCACUAUUUAAUAUCACGACGGGACGCAUGCGGUGGGGUGAUUUCUUCCGAACUCCGAAAUUACAGUUAUUACUGAAACUCUGUAGAAUAAUUUCUGUGCAAUCAAAUAUCUCGAACGUCGAGCCUGUCCGAUUUCGGUGUUUGUCAUUUACAUUCGAUGCACCGACAAUAAUUCUAUGGUUGAUUCGGAAUGAUUCAGAAUUAUUACUAUUGUAAAUUCGUGUACGUAUUACGGGACGAAUCCACGAGAACAGAAGGUUAAGAGAUCUGUGAGGGAUGUAUAAGAGUUUUAGGGAUACAACACAUAGUUUGUGUACCGAAUUUAACGAUAAAUAUUGCUAGCAAAAAACAAUUCUGAGUGAGGCUCGUUUAGAUUUCGAGCGCAAAAGAAUGUAUGUGAUGCGCGAGUUGGAUUUUAAACCUAGUCGAGGGCGCCGGUUUUUCAAUUUUCUUUGUAAUUGGGAAAAACGGGAAAAUUGUACGCUAUUUGUUUACGUUUUGUUUUGUAAUUCGGUUAAACAUAACCGUCGAGACCCGGUAUGUUCUUAUGAUAUUUAUAUCAUCCCAUUCUAGACGUGGUAAAAGGGUGUAAAACAUUCUGGCGAUUUUCGAGCUAUUCAUAGAAGGAGGGGGCAUCCUCGAGCUGAAGCCUACUCGGCUACCGGCCAUCCGUAUACGCAAACGUCAUUAUUCGUUUCCGCGGUUUUAACAGCCCGCCGUAUACGUGACGAUUCGUGACCGUUUUUGCCAGUGGGGCGGGUCGAGGAUUUUAUUUUUUUGGGGGGCGGGGGGUCCCAACGUUUUUCAUAAAAUUAUUAAUACACAGAUGUUAAUAAAAAAAAUAAAAAUCACGUUAUGAUCGCAUUCAAAUUUUAGUAUUAGACGAGAAAAUUGAAAGCCGAAAACGGGUAUGAUAUAUGUAUAGUGUGUAACCUAUGCGUACAAAGUUGUGACGAUAAGAACGCCAUAAGCACCUGGAGGAGUGUGUUUACCGAAAAAAUGCAUUUAACAUCUUCCGGUUUCACAUAAAUUUUAUCAUGGAUAUUUAUAAUGUCGUCAGACCGUUCAUGCGGUUCAAUCGUUUUCAAAGCUGACAAAAUAAAAUUACCUCCGACUCGCGGACGGUGUAACAGGUGCGUGCAACAACACCGCCAGAAUAAGCGAAAGUUGACGGGCGUUUGGAAAAUACGAAUUUCCCGGUCCGCGCUACCGUAGCCUUUAUUUGCUGACAUUCAAUUUUUUUUUUUUUUUGCUCUUGUUCUGAUCAACCCAGACGCCGGGUAGUCAAUGCAGGGAAUAAGGGAGGGGAUCGAGAGAUAGGAGGGGCCCCGCCGUCAAAUCGGCCGCCGGUUCUUUAGCGUUUCGUCGUUUUGUUGACAGAAUGGUGGCCAAGGUAGUCGGAAACGGACGGAUACCCGAGGAGUUUAAGGACCGCCUGGAGCGGGCCGGAACGACCGGGACGGCCGGAGGAGAUUGCGGACGGUCGUAUCCGUGCGGCGAGACGACGGAGGCGCAGAAAAACAAAUGAAUCGACAACAAGAACACCGUUCAUAUGCAUUAUUAUGUACGCCUUACGUACAUUUUUUUAACGCAAUAUUAUUUUAUAAUCACCAUCAAUAUUAUACGUAUAUGAUUGUACACGGUUUUUGUCUUUUACGAUACGCACGUUGCGCAUUGGGUUAUAUCGCAUUAAUUGUAUAAUGUAUAAUAUCCAAUAAUUUCGACUAAAAAAAAAAAUACAAUGUUACUAUUUUCCCUUCGGUUAUUGGUUCGUUUUAUUAAUUAUUAUUAUAUAUUUUUUUUUAUUUUUUUGGCUUUUAAUGUCUCGUGUAAAUAUAUGUAAUAUACAACCGUCGUGACGAUGACCUACAAUAUUCAAAUACG